AUGUUCCCACGCAAGAUGCCCGCGCACCUCGGCCGAGGCUCAGUGCCGCGACGCAUCAACAUGGUCGAGUACAGACGCACCGCGACAGACGAGUACGCCCCCUUGGACAUGGACAUGUCGCGCUUCACGCGCCCAAGUGCGCUCCAACCACCUCGCAUCGGAGCCCGGGCUCGGCGGGCUCGGGCUCAAGCUCGGGCUCAAGCUCGACCUCGAGCUCAGGAAGAAGCUGAGCCUGCCGUCUCGGCCGAGAACAGCCCUGCGUCGGACAGCGAGGGCGUCUACGAGGGUCUCGCCGACCUCGUGCCUGACAUUCGCGCCAUGGACAUGUUCCUCGAGCCUGCCACGGCCAUCACCACCUCAUCUCAAGAGGGUGAAGAUGGAAACGAAAACAUGGCCAUGACGCUGCGGCCGAGCCGUGAACAAGACGACCACAUGGCCGUCGACCCCUUGCACGAGCACGAGGGCGAGUCCGACCAGGAGGGACACUACGUGCUGUCCGCAGAGCCGGCUUUUCCCACGAUGCCCCUGCCAGCACCGCGCGUGACAAGAGAGCAAGUCAUCGCCCAACAGCUCAAACUGUACAACCGCCGCGUGUCCUGGGCCAACGGCAGAGUGUACAAGGGCAACACCUGGGUUUUGCUCCAGCCCCUCCGCAGCGAGACGUGCUACUUCGAGGGCGACGACUUCAUCGCCGGCUGUGACAUCGAGGACUUCCCCCGCAGCGUCGACGAGCUGCGCUGCUUGGACUGUGCCAGGCUGAACGGGCUCUUGGGCCACCUUGGUGCCAGCGAGUACCGAGACGAGGCCAAGGCGGUCAAGCUGGAGUUCGUUAUGGACGCGUGGAUUCGACCCUAG
Messenger RNA from Metarhizium album ARSEF 1941, 855 nucleotides. RefSeq lists its product as uncharacterized. The coding region runs from base 1 to 855 and encodes 284 amino acids. The record is from RefSeq and is a predicted model, not a curated record. The transcript is spliced from 3 exons. NCBI's taxonomy places the organism in Eukaryota, Fungi, Ascomycota, Sordariomycetes, Hypocreales, Clavicipitaceae.